Talaromyces stipitatus ATCC 10500 is the source of this 405-nucleotide messenger RNA. RefSeq lists its product as uncharacterized. The transcript has 2 exons. NCBI's taxonomy places the organism in Eukaryota, Fungi, Ascomycota, Eurotiomycetes, Eurotiales, Trichocomaceae. The coding region runs from base 1 to 405 and encodes 134 amino acids. The record is from RefSeq and is a predicted model, not a curated record.
AUGAUCAACCACCAGCCUAUCCGGCUCCAGUUCAUCAAGACGCCGGUCCUUAUAAUCCCUCAAGUCACACUCCGUCUCCAGCACCAUAUUAUCAAAGUCCACCCCCCAACGGCUACUCCAGCCCUCCACCGAACGGAUAUUUCUCACCAGGCCAGCCACAAUACGGGCCAGGUCCUCAGGGUGGCUACUACCAGCCAGGCUAUCAGCAAGGUUAUCCCCCACAAGGGUAUCAACAAGGCUAUCCGCCACAGGGAUAUCAGCAAGGGUAUCCUCCACAGGGUUACUAUGCACAAGAUCCCAAUCGGGGAUACAGUUCGUCAGACGGAAUUUGCGCAGGGUUUUGCUAAGGUUUUGAUAUCCUUUGGGAACGGUUCAGGCGAAUCGGCGCUCUUUUUCUCGGCUUGA